CUCCAUCCUUCCUCGCCACCAAGACAUCGUCAUUAGCCAUUUCUCCCAUCCAGGGCACGACCUCGUGAAGCGCCACCACACUGGGCUGUUCCGCUGCGAUAUGUGCUGGGAGGACCUAUCCGGCACGGCAUACAUCUGCCGUGCCGGCUGCGACUUCUGCAUCCACGAGUCUUGCGCCGGCCACUCGCAGACGUUCUCCUCCCCCGAGCACCACAUGCACCCGCUCGCGCUCGUCCAGACCCGCCGCGACGCAACCCUCUCGUGCGACAUCUGCUUUGGGCGAUGUGCCCCCGGCUGCUUCCACUACCGCUGUCCACCAUGCGGGUUCGAUAUGCACCCGAGCUGUGUGCGGCUGCCCCAGGUCGUGCGCAGCGUGCGGGACCCUACGCACGACCUCACGCUGGUCGUCACCGACGGCCGCUGUGCUGCGUGUGACGCAGGCACGGGGCGGGCGUCGUACUACCGUUGCACGGCGUGCAAUGUUGACUACCACAUCUCGUGUGUAGCGACCACCGGCGACAAGAACAACGCUCAUGCAGAUCAAGAAGCCCUUGAUGCUCAGAUUGUACGAUCAAGGAUCCGGGAGCAGACUAGGAACGCCAUCUUGGAUCUGUGGAGCCCUUCCUUGCCGUACUGAGGAAGAUUGGGCAACUUGUGUUGGAAGCCAUCGAGAGUAUCCUGCUGAGGAAGACUGGAUGGCUUGCGCUGGAAGCUUUCUUCAGAAAGCUUGCUGAAGAAGAUUUGGUACCGUACCUCAGAAGCUUCCCCCCUUAGUGACUUGCUAGGGAAGACUCGGUACCUUAUGCCAGAAGCUUUUGCGAUAUCUUACUUAAGAAGACUGGAUAUCUUGCAUGGGGAGUCAUUCACACCUUACCGAGGAAGACUGAGGAAGCUUGCCUCGUAUACUUUGCUGCUUUAUUAUUCUUUGCGAACAAAAUGCCAUACAUAUAUUUUCUUGACACUCCGGCUGUUGAUUACUUGUAUGACA
This is a messenger RNA of Triticum dicoccoides, 988 nucleotides long. RefSeq lists its product as uncharacterized. The record is from RefSeq and is a predicted model, not a curated record. The transcript is spliced from 2 exons. Lineage: Eukaryota; Viridiplantae; Streptophyta; Magnoliopsida; Poales; Poaceae. The coding region runs from base 101 to 637 and encodes 178 amino acids.